AUUUCGUCAACAUCUUAAAUAGGUGGGUCACUCCUAUCAUAGUUAUUAAUGUUUUAGGAAACACUUGAAUCAGUAGGAACAAGACAAUUAGAAAAGCAGCGUACAAUUGACGAAAACUGUAACAGUCAGAAUGAAACCAGGAGUGCUUGGGUUAAUUUUAUGCUUACUGCUAUUAAACGAAAAACCAGUAAAUGGGCAAUCGGGUGGGGAAUAUGUUAACUGUGCAUUCGAUGAUGAUGCAACGAACUGUGCGCUUGGCCAGAUUGAGACUGCUGGGACACUGGAAUUCACCAGACUUACAGGCCCAUCUCCCCAGUCCUCGAUGACAGGCCCCUCCAGUGAUGCAAGUGGUUCUGGAGGUUACAUGUGGGUCGAAAGCUCAGGCAUGGCCGGUGGCGAUUAUGGUGAGAUCAUCAUCCCAAAUCAGAGUGGCAUGAGGGCUUUAUCAGUGAAAUAUUCCAUGUAUGGAGCAGGCAUGGGUAAACUGGAAGUCAUACAACGCCUUAAUUACGAUACAACCCCAGAAGAUAUUGAGACAAUUCUGAUACAUGAAGGUGAAAAGCGGCGUGCAGCAGGUGCGGGUUGGGGAGAGCCAUUUGUGCAUAUCUUUCAACCUACCAGUGGUGAUGGUACUUACGCAAUGGUCAUACGGUUCACCAUAACUACAAAUGAUCCUGCUCUUAUCUGGUUGAAUGAUUUUGCUGCGGAUGAGAUUCUUGUUGGAGACCCAGUCCUAACUGGUGGAGCUCGAAGUGAUUUUGUUUUUGCUCUUGACGUGUCAGAUUCUGUAGGAGAACAAGGUUUUGUAGACAUGAAAAACCUGAUAAAGUCUUCAAUUACUGACAUUGCGAUUGGAAACGAAGCGAAUGCAUCAAGCGUCGCCGUUCUAACAUAUUCAGCUAAUGGCGCAAAUAUCGCAUUCGAUUUUGACGACUAUAGUACAAAGGAAGAUAUCACAGCCGCUGUUGAUGCACUCGAAUACAAUCCCGGUAAUGAAAUUAAUAGAGCUGGUGAUCUUUACGUUGGGUUAGAGGCAGUUAGGGAUCAACUCGGUGGAGGCGCUGGUGGCAAUAGGGCAGAUGCUCCCGAUGUUGUUUUCCUACUUCAAGACGGUGCUCCGAAAGGCCACAAGGGUGAAGAAGCAGCCAUGGCACAGUCCCUUAAGGACCAAGGCUGGGAUAUCCAUAUGGCGGGGAUUGGUGGCGAUGAUGCACAUAUGAGAGAAUUAGAAAUUCUGUCCAAACAAGUUGUUAGCGACCCUGACAAUAUCAUGAUAUAUGACAAUUCGAGUAAAUUAAGUGAGCUUUCAAGUACCGUAUCUCUGAUGGUUGAAAAUGAUAGAAACGAAUGCGGGCUCAGUCCCUGCAGAAAUGGUGGGACGUGUAAUGACUUGGUAGAUGGCUACAGAUGCAUUUGCCCAUCAACAAGAUAUGGCACUGUUUGCGAAUAUGACGCAAGUAGUGUAACUGGUGAGACUCUCGAUCUGACUUAUAUGUUGGACUUUUCAAGAUUUGAUGCUAUAAACAGUCACAUCACAAACUUUUUAAAACAACUCGAGUCCGUAAAAGCGGCCGCUGAACAAUACAAUGCCCAAGGAGCUGAUGUGAACUUUUCCAUAAUGAAGUAUGGUACGGCAAUUGGAACUGGAGCUGAAAUGGUCAUGGACUCCAUCCCUGUGUCGGAUAUGACAGCUUUCAACCUAAAACUAUCUGAAAUUAUAAACAGCUUGAACUCUUACCCUGGAAACAGUGCUGGUGCCACAAAUUUUGCUCCAGCACUGGAGCUGUUAGCUUCUCGGCCUGGUAGAGAUGGUGCAAAACAGACGGCAAUUCUGAUAGCGGAUAGUCCUCCAAGAGAUUUGGAUGCUGCCCUUGAUAAAAUGGUCGACGUCGAGGGACAAGGAAUUAAACUAAUAACAGUUGGGGUUGGCUCCAGUUUUGAGGAAAACAGCGAAAAUGCAAAUAAUCUGAAGAAAUUUGCACAGAAUAAUGCGAUGGCGAAUGCAAACUACAAGCACAUGAAUAGCUAUACUUCUUCCAGCAUGACCUCUGAUUUCACAAACUUUGUUCUUUCCCGAUCAGUUGUCAGCAACACCUACUGUGAUACGAAUCCCUGCCAAAACGGAGCAACCUGCAGUCCACUAUCUGACUUUUACGAAUGUUCCUGUACUGAAGGUUAUGGAGGUGUCAACUGCGACAAUCUUUGUCAGAAACGGUAUGACAUCGUGUUUGCACUUGAUGAAUCUGGCAGUGUCGAAAACAAAUAUGGCGGUGGAUUUGCGCUUGAACAGAUGUUCAUGACCAACGUAGUGUCCAAGCUUCCGUUCUUUCCUGGUACAUACUACACCCAGGUUGGACUCGUGAAACACGGAGGACUCACAAAGGUUACGACUGUCUUUGAUUUGGCGAGGUACCAGACUUCAGUCGUAGAUGCAUCAGCGGGGGGCAGUAUAAGGAGAGCAGUGAAUGCACAUGUUAUGCGAACAUCAGACUCCAAAGCGCGACAACGCAGUUUUCUUUCUCCAACACUAGACACAAUUAACACAAUAUUCCAGAACGGUGGACGAGCAGAUGCAACACCAGUAGCUGUUCUUAUUAUGGACGAUCCGGAUUUUGAAAGUGGGGUUAAUAUAACAGUCGAAGCUGAAAAAUUGAAAUCGAACGGAAUAACAAUCUACACUAUUGGUAUUGGUCCAAGCUAUGCCAGCGUCACAGAAGAGUACGAGAAAGAACUUGGAGAGAUCGCAAGUUCUCCGGACCACAUCAUUCAAGUAACAGAUAUGAGCGAACUUCCUGAUAUUGCUGAACAGCUUCUGUCCAAAAUCUGUCUAGAUCAGAGUACAACAGUUGCUCCUUAACCCCAAAAGUAGUUUACUUUGUGUUUUGAAUGAGUAUCAUGACUCAUAUAGAAAUAUAUACAAAAUCUAUUUAUUUACAAGAAGUAAGAAAUAACAAUAUGGAUUAUCUAUAGUUUUUAGAAAUCUAAUGAUGAUUUGUUACAAACUACCUCAAUAUCUGGCAAUAGUGACAAUAAACUGAUAUAAUACUUUUUUAUUUGUUGUUUUCAGUGGUUUAUAAUAAGAUCAAAC
Owenia fusiformis is the source of this 3088-nucleotide messenger RNA. NCBI's taxonomy places the organism in Eukaryota, Metazoa, Annelida, Polychaeta, Sabellida, Oweniidae. The record is from the annotation of a GenBank genome assembly.